GAGUAUUUCAAAGAUCUUUAAUAGUGGGCAAUAUGGCUAAGAAGCAAUUCCAGAGUAGAGACCAGAAGCAUGGUUCUGUUGCGAAGAAACUGGCCAUUACAAAACAGAAACCGGUAUCGAAAUCCAAACUAAAACAUCAACUGAAAUCAACCAAGCACCAAAUCGAACAACUUAAUUCGAAUUUGAAAGAGUUUGAAGAUGUAAGAAGCUUGUUGACCGAUGUGAAAAAACCAGAGAAGAAGGGGAACUCUUUGGAUUACAAGGAUUUAAAACAAGAUUUGAUGAAAGACGAAGAAAGAAAAUCAAAAAAUACGUCAGUUGAAAAUGAUAUUAGCAAACAAUUAGAAUUACUUACUGGGUUUGAAUUAUAAGUUGAUCAUCACAAACACUGGCUGGUUUGUUGGUUGUGGAAUGCUAGACAUUCGUGUAUACUAAAUUGUAAAUAGAAAUAAGUAUUAAAG
Molecule: messenger RNA, 461 nt
Organism: Hyphopichia burtonii NRRL Y-1933
Lineage: Eukaryota; Fungi; Ascomycota; Pichiomycetes; Serinales; Debaryomycetaceae
Exons: 1
Coding region: 33-371 (112 amino acids)
Source: RefSeq, a predicted model, not a curated record